Messenger RNA from Prorocentrum cordatum, 3939 nucleotides. Lineage: Eukaryota; Dinophyceae; Prorocentrales; Prorocentraceae. The record is from the annotation of a GenBank genome assembly.
AUGCGCGGCAGACGGGCGCCUGGUUACGCAGAAGAUCGGCGCAGAGUUUGCGCGGACGAGGCGAACGCCAAGCAGCUCCGGGAUCGCGUCGCGCAGAUGGCGCGCGACGCAGGAGAUGAAGCCACUGCUAGCAGACUGCUGAAGACCGGGCGAGAAGCUUACCCGGGCUUCGACGAAAUGAAUUAUUUCUGCGAGGUCUUGGGCGGGCAGAUCGUUGUCGAGCACUACGAGGACACGAAUAACUCUGUUCAGAGCGUUUACGGCGACGGCCCGUUGGUAGCGCUUUUUCGGCUGCACAAGCAGUCCGGUGACGGUGGGCACGUGGUCGAUCAUUGGUCUUGCUUGCAGAGUUGGAUUCCGCGAGCCCCAGGAGUCGCCGCGCACGAGAGCGAGCUCGAGGAUGCGCCCGCCGAUCCGGUCGCCGACAACAGCUCCAUGCAGCGACGAUUGAAGCUUCCAGGCGCUGCUACAUGCAAUGCGGAAUUCGACGAAUUCCUUAUGGACGUAGACAGCGAGCGGAGCUGGCUGGAAGGUUUAGAGGCAGACCCUGACCCGCCUGCUCAGAGCAUACUCGUGCAGACGGAGGCGGUGAAGGCAUUCAUAGAGAAGCAUCACGCAUCAUGGGAUCCGUACCUGAAGCGGAUUGCCCUCGGAGCGCUGGCCAUGUAUCGAUGUCGACUAUCCGAUAUCUACGUCCGAGAGUACGUCAUGAUGAUGCACAUCAUAUUUGGCGGUGACUACCUCGUCGCCCAUGACGGGGUCAUGUAUUUUUGGGAUGGGAAUAUGAGGUUCUUCGAGAAGUACGAGGGUCUCAUGCCAGAGAUUGUCUAUGCUGCUCUGAAAGAGUACCUCUUGACUUUGGCAGGGCUUUUCUGGUCUUUCACAGGCGAGGUUCGGCGGGGCGACGAGACCGCGAUGCUCGCCAUCGAGGGGUCGUUGGAGAAGAGUGGGCUGGAUGCUCGGAAGGCGUUCGCCGCGUGGCGCGACAACGCCAUCUUCAACAAAGGAGGCAAAGGCGGUGGCAAGGGCCAGGGCGGCGGCAUGGGAGGCGCGGGAGACUCUGCAGUUGAACUCGAAGCUCUCACGCAGAUGGAGCCCCACGAACUGGAUGGCGAUGUGCCUGCGCCUGCGCCGGCGGACGAAGGCGUCGCGCGCGGCGCGCCGUGGUACAUAACGAUCGCAGUGAGCGUUGCUCGAGUUGGACGAAGCUUACAGAUACAGAUGAUUCAGAACAAGUUGCCGACGUUUUACUGCGAGUGGUGCGAGACUCCGCGCCCCUCGCGCAGGGGCGUCGCCCGCCCCGACAUCGCGUUCGUCUACGACCAGGGCGGAACCCCGAUCCAGCAGAUCGCGACGGAGAGUGAACGCAAGAGCAUAUACAUCGGCAUACCGCACAAAAUCAAAGCUUACUUGGGCGACCCAGUGUUGAAGGCGGCCGCGACGAGAGUGGACCAGUUCUACAGGCAGACAUUCUGGGCAAAUGCCGCCGCGCACAAAGUGUGCAUGGCCGCCCUCGCUCUGGCGAAGAGAGGGUUGAACGUCGACCAGCUGUUCUUCUUCUGGGGGGCCGGCGGCGUCGGGCUCUCCCUGACGACGGCCCACCUCGACGCCAUGCUCGGGCACUCCAACCACAAGCAUUUUGACCCGCAGGUGUUCUAUCUGGACGAGGAGAUGCGGAAGACGGUGGAGUCGCUCAAAGGCACGAUCGUGCUCACGGCGCAGGAGAAGCCAGAAGGCUUGAGGAAGAGCUCCCGGGAGGACUUGUUCAAGAAGCUGGCGUCUGCCGACGGCAUAUUUGGUAGACUCCCGUAUCAGAUUUUGACAAAAGUUAUUUACUUGGUCGGGUGGAAACGCAUGGAGCUGAACAAGCUCAUCACCUUCGACGGAGUCUCUGAGGGUGCAUUCCACGCCAUCUACCGGAGGUCUCUUCUGAUAAAGGUUUGGGCUCGGUUCGUUGAUGCGGAGUGCAUCAGGCGCGUCCUGCCGGACGCAGAGAAGUACGGCAUCUUCCCGCGGGCGCCGGAUUUGAAGCCGUUCAUGCAGUCGGGGCCCGCCAUCGCCGCUGGUCUGCAACGACAGCUGGGCUUCGAACGGAAACAUGGCGAAGCGGCAUCGAGGUCGUUGAUAGAUGACUACUGCCUGCGCGGAGGGGAUAGCGGGAUCACGGAGAAAUACAUGCGACAGGCGUGUCUUCUCCCGGAACCGAGCCAGCCGAAGCCUAGCGGCCAGAGCAGCGCGGCUGCCCCGCCGCCCGGCGUCGACUUCGACAUCGGAGCGGGCGGCUCGCAGGAUGCGGUGGCGCCCAUGGAUUCCUUGCGCCGCCACCUACUCCAGCAGAUGCUCGACCGGAGGUUCGACGCCCUGACAUUCUCGUAUUACAAGCAGCUCCAUACAGUGCAGAUCCAAGGCAAGGCGAAGGAGAGACUCCUGCCGAAAUUGUCCUUCGCUCGCAAGUUCAUCGACAUCGUGCCGACGCCAGACUUGGAGGAGCCGACCGUGCUCCCAGAACAGUGGGACCGCGCGGCGCUGCUGCGCUAUGCGAACGGCCACGCCUGCCGCAAGCGCAACGCCGAGACCAUGGUGGCGGUGCUAGGGUCCGUGGCAAAGCCGCGCGGGCGGAAAAGCCGCGCAGGUUCCGUCGAGGCGGGCGGCGACGCUCAUCUGCGCGAGGUCGGCAUGUCCGUCCAGGCGGCGGAGGCAACUCUGGAAGCGAUGCUGGAGAGCGCGCGCGAGAGGCCGACGGUGACCACCGCCGAUCAACCAGGCGGGGUGAAGAGGAGGAGGCUCCCUCCGAAGAGGGCCGUGAGCGGCGGCAGCGACUUGGCGGAGCGCAGGAUCCCUUACAAAUGCAAGCGCACUGCGGCCCGUCGCUUCGCGGAUGUCCCGGCAGCGCAGGGCUGCCCGGCCCGCGUGCUACAUCCGAUGUUGCAGGGCACUGUAGAUCUCGACAUCCACAGCGCGGUUCUGACAAUCGCCUGGCAACUCGUGGAGAAGAUGGACAUGGCGGAGAAGAAUCUGUUCAGAGAGGAGUUGGAAUUGUUGAAGCAGCUGGCCGAGGACAGAGACGAGGUAAUGCAGAAGGAGUUGGCGAGCAUGGGGCACCAGGCGGCCAAGCGCUUCGUGCUCGAGACCAUCGGCGGGUCCGGCGCUUUCGACGUCGACGCCGAGCCCUUCGCCAAAAAGUUGCAGCGCGUCAGCCGCGUGCUGCGUUGGGUGGCGUGCUCUGCGCUGCCCGAUGUAUACGAAGACUUUUCCAGCGACGCCGAGCUUCGCGACGACAAGAAAAAAGAGAAAUGGCCGGAGGGGCAGACGUUCUCCACUUUCUACCAGCGCGCAGAGGAUUACAUUCUCCGCCAGUGGCAGACGUGGGUGCUCAUGCAGCCGGUGAUGCAUUUAUCGCUGCACUUCGACGGCGUGAGGAUCAACAGGGACGCGGUGUUCGCCAGGCAUACCACGGUGGCGGACUACGCCGCUGGAGCCAGUGCCUACAUCGCGCAGGAAACAGGCUUCGUCGUAAAGAUCAAAGAGAAGACCCAUCCGACGGUCGAAGAGGCGCUGAUAAGCUGCACGGCGUGGCGGCCCCUGGAGGCGGCCGCAGCGCCUGGCGACUUGCAGAAGCCUGGCAAUGGUAUCCUGUUGGCGCUGUGGCGGUGCGGCGACGCCAGGGCGUCCGCGUCCGUUCUCUCUCUCGCAGGCGCCUCGUCAGUAGAGAACAAUGCCGCCAGCGUCGAGAAAGGGAGAACUUACGGGGAGUGUUGCCUGAGUCACAAGGUUUCGGUGGCGCCCCAUUUAGGUUUCGAUGCGCGCGAGGACGGGCAUUAUCUGCUCCACUUGGGAUGGUGGGUUUGCCAGAUGUCCAUGACGCCGUCCUCGCGGGGCGAGACUCGAGGCGGCGACGACUCCAGCCCCUUGGCAGGGCUCUCGGGCUUGAUGGCGUGA